UAUGAUUUGUUAUCUUACUCCCGACACGGAGGCACCCUAACCCCGCACAGCCACCACCCACCAGCCGCUACAGCGCUCGUCCUCGCUCUUUUUUUUUCAAACACGCAACAACGCACGUAUUCAAACUUAAGCUCAGCCCAAUCGAUGACGGUCAGGACGGUGGUUUAUUUGUGUCCUGACUUGACUCCGUGAACGAGCCUGAACUUUCCCGAUCCGGAUCCCUGUGCGGCAGCGGCGCCGGGGUCCGUGCGGCGGAUUCCUCCGGGCUUAACCGGGGCCACAGCGGCUGGUGUCACACAACAAGUGGCCGCGGGGGCGAGAGGGAGAGCCUGCAGAGGAGCAGUGACACAGCCGAACGGUGGAGAUGAAUUCAACGAUAAACCAGCCGUGAUCCACUCGGUGGGAAGCUGCGGAGUAACGACGCAGCGCAGGGAACAAACGCCAAAAGUGGGUUUUUGGGGAUCGGGACACGUUAACGACGACGUCCAAACUUUUCUCUCCGCGCAGAAACCUGAGUUACAAAUAAUAACAUCAUGUGCGAGGUGUCCGUGGAGCAGGAGCGGGAGAUCUCGGACCUGGAGCAGCAGGACGGCUCCUCGAUCACGGGGAACGGGGUCAUCCUGGUGGUCAACCACAGCCGGAUCCGGCCUCCGUUCAGCGUGGUGCUGGCCACCCUCCUCUACUGCGCCGAGUUCAUCUCGGCCGCCUGGCUGUGCAGCGUGUACCGCAAGUCCCACGACGUGGCCUGGAUGAGCUUCACCAUCGUGUUCAUGCUGCUGCCCGCCGUGCUCAUCCAGCUCACCCUCACCUUCAUCCACAGGGACCUGGGUCGGGACCGGCCCCUGGUGCUCUUCCUGCACCUGCUGCUGCUCGGCCCGGUCAUCAGGUGUUUCGAGGCUCUCCUGGUCUACUUCAAGGCGGGUAAGCACGAGGAGCCCUACGUCACCAUCUCCAGGAAGAUCAGCCUGAAGAAGGGCCAGAGGAUGCCCAUCGAGUGGGAGAUUGGCCAGUCGGAGCGCAACCUGGCCGCUCACCGGAACGCCUUCAAACGCACCGCCGUCAUCCAGGCCUUCCUGGGCUCCACGCCUCAGCUGACCCUGCAGCUGUACGCCAGCAUCCAGGAGAAAUACUUCCUCCCCACGAGACUGGCCCUGAUGAUCAUCACCCUCAUCUCCAUCACGUACGGGGCCCUCGUCUGCAGCGUGCUGGCCAUCCAGAUCCGCUACGACGACUACAAGGUGCGGCUGCGUCCCCUGGCCUACCUGUGCAUGAUCGUGUGGAGAGGCCUGGAGAUCGCCGUGCGGAUCACCGCCCUGGUUCUCUUCAGCUCGGCGCUCACGCACUGGGUGAUCCUCGUGGUCGGGGCCAACCUGCUGUUCUUCUUCUUCCUGCCCUGGGGGGAGUUCUGGGCCAAGAAGGGCUCGCUGACCGAGGAUGUGGAGAAGAACUUCUCUAAGCUGGGCACCACCGUGGUGCUGUGCAUGUUCACGUUGCUCUACGCCUGCAUCAACAUCUUCUGCUGGUCGGCGGUGCAGCUGGACCUCUCCCAUCGAGAGCUCAUCGAGAGGAAGCAGCACUGGGAGCGGCUGGCCAUGUACUACUUCGGACGCUUUCUCGAGAACUUCCUCCUCGUGGCGCUCUGGUACUUCUUCAAGUCGGACUUCUACGAGUACGUGUGCGCCCCGCUGCUGUGUGUCCAGCUGCUGGUCUGCUACAGCAUGGCCGUGCUCUUCAUGCUGAUCUUCUAUCAGUUCUGCCACCCCUGCAGGCGCCUCUUCAAGCACAACAUCCACGACGGGCUGCACUGGGUCUGCUGCCGUUCGGGGAGUGGCAGGGAGACGGGGACGGGGAGGAUGCCGUCCUCUUACUCCACCGCUGCCACCAUGGUGCUGGUGUCGGAGGGGCCGCUGGAGCACCUGGUCGGGCAGCGGGAUGCUGGGAUUGUUGACGACAUGACGGAAGCAGCCUGAGAGGGGCUUUCUGCUAAAUCACAUGUACGGAACUCAACCUCUCUAAUGUAGAACUGCAUCCUGGGAAUAGCACGGCAUGACGGCGGCGCUGCGGGGUCUAUACCCCCGAACAAGACCUCGAGUAGUCUCCCACAAAAACCAGAAUGAGUUUGUGUCUUUGUGUAAAUGAGUUGUCAGAGAACAAACUUUUGCCUUUUUUAUUCUUUUAAGUGCAAAAACAAAAACUUCCCCCAGUCACGCAUGGUUCUCUGUGCGGGAUUGAGGUCGAUGCCUGAUGUCUUUAUUAAGAAUGAUUACAUUCACCUUAGGGCCCCACGAAGGCCCCGGUUUACCAAAGAAUGUAAUGUGUUGAGGUAAGCAGCAAUGCACAAAGGCUGCCUUGAGAGAGCAGCAGCGUGUCAGGUCCAGGCCCGAGCCAGGUGUGUAGGGAAACGUGCCAAGUGUGAUCCAAGUGCCCGAAGAGACGGACGGUCACGAGCCCCACUUUGCCUCCCGUCUCCUCCUCGCACACGGCUGCAUGUGCACUACAAACAAAAAGCCGGAAAGGCAGGGAAAGGUCACAACAAUCCUUUUCUUCCUCAUGCCCGACAACUGCAUAAACCUGCUGCGAUGAAUGCCUUGUGUUGUUCAUUGUCCGGUCUGGUUUUAAGGUUUUAUUGAGAAAAAAAAAAAAAUGACGGGUCAUUGUAAAAAUAUUCUGUCUAAAGGGAAUAUGAAAGUUACAUUAGGUGAGGCCUUAAGAAGAGUGACACUGAAUGAGCUGCUUCUUCUCUACUGAAGCGAUUUCACUUUUUUGCUGAAUUUGUACGUUUUGUCACAUGUUCGUUCGUGAUUUGACUACUCCUGUGUUACUUGAAACUAAAAUAAAAUGAAAUGUCUAAAAGCCUUA
Messenger RNA from Platichthys flesus (European flounder), 2859 nucleotides. It is a transcript of the gene xkrx, whose product is annotated as XK related X-linked. NCBI's taxonomy places the organism in Eukaryota, Metazoa, Chordata, Actinopteri, Pleuronectiformes, Pleuronectidae. The transcript has 3 exons. The coding region runs from base 534 to 1970 and encodes 478 amino acids. The record is from RefSeq and is a predicted model, not a curated record. Gene Ontology annotation, cellular component: membrane.